AUGACGCACACCCCCGCCAUUCCCGACGCCGCCGGCGCGCGGUUCGACCUCUCCGACGACGCCGUCAUGGCCUACAUCGCCGGCGCCGCACAGCGCAAGUGCACGCUGUGCCUAGAGGAGCUCAAGGACCCGUCGGCGACGCAGUGCGGCCACGUCUUUUGCUGGGCCUGCAUCGGCGACUGGGUGCGUGAGAAGCCCGAGUGCCCGCUCUGCAGGAGGGAGGCGAUGGUGCAGCAUAUCCUGCCGCUGCGGGCUGCGUGA
Colletotrichum higginsianum IMI 349063 is the source of this 261-nucleotide messenger RNA. RefSeq names its product Pex2/Pex12 amino terminal region. The coding region runs from base 1 to 261 and encodes 86 amino acids. NCBI's taxonomy places the organism in Eukaryota, Fungi, Ascomycota, Sordariomycetes, Glomerellales, Glomerellaceae. Gene Ontology annotation, molecular function: zinc ion binding. Gene Ontology annotation, biological process: protein import into peroxisome matrix. The record is from RefSeq and is a predicted model, not a curated record. The transcript has a single exon. Gene Ontology annotation, cellular component: peroxisomal membrane.